This is a messenger RNA of Pyricularia grisea, 1347 nucleotides long. RefSeq lists its product as uncharacterized. Bases 1 to 1347 code for a protein of 448 amino acids. The transcript has a single exon. The record is from RefSeq and is a predicted model, not a curated record. Lineage: Eukaryota; Fungi; Ascomycota; Sordariomycetes; Magnaporthales; Pyriculariaceae.
AUGGACGACCAGUUCAACGUCAGGACGGACGACGACUUGUUCCUCGACGACUUUGAGCCCGUAGAGUCCGAAGCUGUCCCAUCUGCGGUCGCGCCCGAGCCCCAAACGCCAAUCGAUUCCUCCCCGUCGGCCACAUCGGCCCCCGAAACCCGGCCAACCACUUCUGAAGCCAGGCCGCCAAAUCCAACCCCCAGAAAAGCUGCCUCCACCAGGCCGCCUCACUCCGCAAGCCACGAGCCUCGGCCACGCGGACAACUCGGCCAGUCGCGACAUGCCCCAGCCGCCUCCUCUCCAAACACGCGCGGUGGACGCGGCCAGCGCGGCCGAGGCGGGGGCGGGGGCGGGAUGGGCAAGCCGCACGCGCAGGCGGUACAGCAAGCGACCAAGCCCGAGCCCGCAGAGGUCAACAGCGCCGUCGCCGCCGCCGCCGCGCCCGAGGACAGCAGCAACGCGGCAGAGGGCGCGACGCCCUCCGCUACGGCCGACGAGGAUCCCAACGCGCCGCCACCCAACGCGCCCACGGGCCCAGCGGCCGCGACUGCCGCAACGGGGGGGCAGCAGACUCCCGUCAAGCCGGCGUCAGUGACGUCGGAGGCGCGACUCAAGUCCGGAGCGAACCCGCGCACCAAGCUUACGGAUGAGGAGCUGUCGGCCAAGAUGGCGGCCAUGGCGGUUGCGUCGGCCGAGAAGAUGCGGCGGCACAACCAGGCCCAGAGGGACGAGCGGGACCACGAGAUGGCCAUGGCGCGCAGCGCUGAAGAUGCGCGCAAGAGACGCGCGGCGGAGCAGGAAAAGCGCCGCCAGGCUGAGGAGGACCGGCAGAGGCUCGAGGACGAGAGGGCUAGGAACCGGGAGAGGAAGCUCAAGGCUAUGGGCGCUAAGGACGGAGCCUGGGAGCAGGAGGCGCAGCAGGAGGACAGGAGGGCGUUCACGGGAGGGGCCAACGGCGGAAUCAGGGGGUCUAAGGGUCUCCAUUCUGGCAGGCUGGGAGGGCUCCAGGGUAGUAAGUAUGCCACUGGAGAUGGCGACGACUUUGCUGAGGAGCGCGGCUACCACAACCACCGUGUUGGUCGUGGGGGAGGCCGAGGACGCGGCCGUGGUGGAGAUUUCGGUGGCGGAGGUGGUGGGCGCAACGGUCAGCAGGUUUCCAAGCCGGCCAUUAACAACGAAGCCGAGUUCCCGCCGCUGUCGACAAACGCUGCACCUAAAGCAUCGGUGGUGGACGCGGUGAAGAAGAGCGAGACCCCGGCCAAGAUGUUCUCGCCGCUAGCGCCCAACGCUCGGUGGGAUGACGAGGUUGAAGCUGAGGACGCGAGAGCAAAGGCUGAAGAUAAACCGGCCGCAUAG